CCUCAGGCAAUCGCGAUGGCUACACUAUCUUUGCGCAUCUCCAUACCAGAGAAGAAUGCCACCAAGAUGAUGCAAUUCGAUCCCAGCACAUCGGUGUAUGAUGCCUGUCGUAUCAUCAGAGAAAAACUCGCUGAGGCCAGUAACAUGGGUCAACCAAAAGAUUAUGGCCUGUUUCUUUCUGAUGAGGAUGUGAAGAAGGGAGUCUGGCUUGAGCCCGGGCGAAAUCUCGAUUACUAUAUAUUAAGGAAUGGAGAUCUACUCGAGUACCGUCGUAAGCUCCGUACACUUCGGGUCCGCAUGCUGGACGGAACGUUGAAGACUAUGUUGGUGGACGACAGCCAGCCAGUGGCUAAUCUCAUGGUAGUGAUAUGUACGAAGAUAGGUAUCACAAAUCACGACGAGUAUUCUUUGGUGCGUGAACUGGUGGAAGAUGAAAACGAUAAUCAAAAGCCUGGAAAUUUCGGCACCCUUACGUUGAAGAGAAAGAAAGAAGAGAAAGGCGAAAGAGAUACAAAGAUGGAGCAAUUGAGAAAGAAGUUAAAAACCGAUGACGAAGUAAAUUGGAUAGAUCCGAGUAAGACCUUGCGCGAACAAGGUAUAGACGAAUCCGAAACCGUUUUGUUGAGGAGGAAAUUCUUUUUCUCGGAUCAAAACAUCGAUAGUCGCGAUCCUGUACAAUUAUCGCUGUUAUAUGUGCAAGCGCGAGAUGCGAUUUUGGACGGUACGCAUCCAAUUACUCAAGAAAAGGCUUGCGUUUUUGCCGGAAUUCAAUGCCAAAUCCAGUUUGGCGAUCACAAAGAGGAGAAACAUAAACCAGGUUUCUUAGAUCUUAAAGAGUUUCUACCGCAAUCGUACGUGAAAGUGAAAGGAAUCGAAAAGAAGGUCUUCGCGGAACAUAAGAAGCAUAUUGGACUCUCAGAGUUGGACGCCAAAGUUCUGUAUACUAAAACCGCCAGGUCACUGAAUACGUACGGUGUCACGUUUUUCUUGGUGAAGGAAAAGAUGAAGGGCAAGAACAAACUAGUACCGCGUCUGCUCGGCGUGACAAAGGAUUCGGUCCUGCGACUCGACGAGAAGACGAAAGAAAUUCUAAAGACGUGGCCGUUGACGACCGUGCGGCGGUGGGGCGCCUCACCGAACACCUUUACCCUUGAUUUUGGUGACUAUUCCGAUCAGUAUUAUAGUGUACAGACUACCGAAGCAGAGCAGAUACUCCAGUUGAUUGCUGGUUAUAUUGACAUUAUCCUGAAGAAACAGAAAGCGAAAGAUCACUUCGGUAUUGAGGGAGAUGAAGGAUCUACUAUGGUGGAGGAUAGCGUGUCGCCACUAAAAGCCACCAUCAUGCAACAUGAGACUAGUAAUGUCGGUAAAGGCAAUGUAGAAGCUGUUUCAGUCGCAAUACCAGCUGUUAUGAGAGCUGGAGGAGAUGGGGCUCGACCAUAUGGAACCGGUCACAUAGGUGGUGCCCAGUACACGACCGUCAGUGGACAGGUGAACAUCGCUCAUGCUCCGCCCAUGGUCCAACAAACUAAGGUGACAUCCGUCCUAUCUGAACCGCAACGUGCCUUAUUAUCAACUAUCACCGCUGGUCACGAGGUGAUCCAUAUUGCUGAGACAGAACUGAUCACAAAGGCUCAAUUACCCGAACUCGGCACGGAUCCGGCGUCCCUAAGAUGGAUCGAACAAACGAUCGACACUCACAAACAGAACGUGGGAUCGCAGAUCGCAGCAAUGAACGCUGCGACUGCCCAGGUAGUCACGUUAACUUCCGGACCAGCAGACGACGUCGAUCAUACGGCAGUGGGAGCAGCGAUUACUACGAUCGCCACGAAUUUACCUGAAAUGACGAAAGGCGUACGAAUGAUUGCUGCUCUCAUGGAUGAUGAGUCAUCCGGCGAGCGGCUAUUAGACGCUGCCAGAAAACUAUGUUCUGCAUUCUCGGAUUUACUGAAGGCCACGGAACCUGAGACUAAGGAGCCGCGGCAGAAUCUAUUAAAUGCGGCAUCACGAGUGGGUGAAGCGUCGCAUCAAGUAUUGACAACUAUUGGCGAGGAGGAUGACUCGAAUCGGGAGUUGCAAGAUAUGUUACUCGCGCUUGCUAAAGCCGUGGCCAAUACCACUGCUGCUUUAGUAUUGAAAGCAAAAAAUAUAGCAGCUACAUGUGAAGACUCUGCCACGCAGAAUAGAGUAAUAUCAGCUGCAACUCAGUGCGCACUGGCUACAUCUCAGUUGGUAGCUUGCGCCAAGGUUGUAGCGCCGACUUUACACUCGCCCGCGUGUCAGACGCAACUGAUGAAUGCCGUUCGCGAAGUAACUAAGGCUGUGGAACGCCUGGUUCAAGUCUGCAACGAGAUGUGCAGCGACGAAAACUUACUGAAGGAGUUGAGCAUUGCCGCUGCCGAGGUCAGUCGUACCUUAAACGAUCUUCUUAAUCACAUUAAGACGGCUACUAGAGAACGUGCUAAGGAAUCCAUCCAGGAAGGUGCGGUGGAAACUAUUUUGGUUGCAACAGACAGGCUAUUUGCUAGCACUGGCGAUGCCGGUGAGAUGGUACGACAGGCGAGAGUGGUCGGUCAAGCAACCGCGCAAUUGAUUCAGAGUAUCAAAGGUGAGGCAGAGAGACAGACAGACUCAGAACAGCAACAGCGUCUACUGGCAGCGGCAAAGCUACUUGCCGACGCCACUGCCAAGAUGGUGGAGGCGGCACGACAGUGCGCUAGCAGUCCGCACGACGCAAAGAUGCAAGAUCAACUGCGCCAAGCAGCGGAAGAGUUGCGAGCUGCGACUACAGCGGCAGCAACUCCGGCGUUACGUAGAAAACUUAUCACGCGUCUAGAGGUGUGCGCCAAACAGGCCACAUCUACGGCCACGCAAUGUAUUGCGGCUUCUUCUGGUGCCGGCCACCAUAACACUAAUCCGGCCAGCCAGGAGGAGCUUAACAUGGAAUGUCGCAUGAUGGCGCAGCAAAUUCCAUAUCUCGUAUCGGGAGUGAAGGGCACGCAGGCACAGCCGGAUAAUUCUACGGCACAGUUGAACCUGAUAAAUGCUUCCGAGCAGUUUCUACAACCAGGCACCGCUGUCGUGAAGGCAGCCAGAGCCGUUCUGCCGACUGUCACCGAUCAGGCAUCCGCCAUACAGCUGAAUAACACUUCACAGCAAUUGGGAUCCUCGUUAGCGGAUCUUCGAUCGGCAGUGACGCGCGCCAGGGAAGCCUGUGGCGGAUUAGAGCUCGAUGCCGCGGAGGAACUGAUAAAUAGCCUGAAGGAAGAACUAGGCGAGUUUUAUCGCGCCGUCGAAGCUGCCUCGCUACGACCGUUACCGGAAGAGACUACUGAAUCAACCGCGUUACGACUCGGUGCCACGUCUAAGAACGUUGGAUUUGCUAUGGCGCAGCUGUUAUCUGCUGCUAAGCAGGCUAAUGAGAAUUACACCGGAAGCGCAGCUAGAGAAACCGCGUCUGCCUUGAAAGAUCUCACGUACGCCGUACGUGGUGUAGCCGCCACAUCCAAUCAGCCGGAAACGCAAAAGAAGGUGCUGAUGACAGCAGACGAUGUGAUCCUGCGAUCGCUACGAUUGGUGAAGGAAGCUCGACGUGUACUGAAGAAUCCCGAUGAUCCUGAGAACGAGGCCAAUCUAGCUGCGGUCGCAAAAGAUGUUUCCAGUUCACUGAAUAAGUGCGUGUCCUGUCUACCGGGACAGAGAGAUGUCGACGAAGCAAUAUGCAAUAUCGAAGAUAUGGCUCAAGUGCUUAACUUGAACGAGUUUCCGCAAACAAGCAAGAAUUAUGGGCAAUUGCAGAGCGAUCUCAACACUGCUGCCGCCAAUUUGAACGAUGCAUCAUCGAAUGUAGUGUCAUCCGUACGUUCACCUGUGCAGCUUGCAAAUUCAUCGAGACAAUUUACCAAUGCUUUUGGAGAUCUGUUGGGUGUGGGUAUGGAGAUGGCAAGUCAGACAACGGUUGAAACCCGUAGUCAGGUGAUAGUAUCGUUGAAGAAUGUUAGUAUGACGUCCAGCAAACUUCUCAUGACCGCCAAAUCGAUCGCGGCUGACCCCACUGCUCCAAAUGCGAAGAAUCAACUCUCGGCGGCGGCUCGUGCAGUCACCGACUCUAUAAAUUAUCUAGUUGACGUGUGCACCUCGGCUGCGCCCGGACAGAAUGAGUGUGACAAUGCUAUUAGAAAUAUUCAAUCCAUGCGAUCUUUGUUGGAUAAUCCAAGCGAGCCCAUCUCCGACGCCUCAUAUUUCGAGUGCUUAGAAACCGUUAUGGAAAAGAGCAAGAGCCUCGGGGAUGGUAUGACCGGCAUUGCAAAUCACGCGAAGAAAUCGGAACACGAGCAGUUUUCCAUUGCAGUUCGCGGAGUUUCCUCUUCGAUUUGCGGCUUGAUUGAAGCAGCGGCUCAAGCGGCCUAUCUAGCGGGUGUGAGCGAUCCCACGUCGGUAGCGGGUAAACCGGGUCUUGUGGAUCAAGCGCAAUUCCUGCGAGCAGCACAGGCCAUUCACAGUGGUUGUCAGAGUCUCGGUAACCCGACCAGUACGCAACAGCAAGUGCUUUCGGCUGCUACUAUGAUUGCCAAGCAUACUAGCGCACUUUGUAACGCCUGUAGACUCGCGUCCAGCAAAACUAGCAACCCGGUAGCCAAGCGGCACUUUGUUCAGUCUGCCAAGGAUGUCGCCAAUUCAACAGCGUGCCUUGUUAAGGAAAUCAAGGCGCUCGAUCAAAAUUAUUCCGAUAUCAACCGUGAAAAGUGUGCAGAAGCCACGAAACCAUUACUCGAGGCGGUCGAUAAUCUUUGUACGUUCGCGGGUUCUCCUGAAUUCGCGAGCCAGCCGGCCAAGAUAUCUAUUGCAGCUAGAGCCGCCCAGGAGCCGAUUACCAGCGCUGGUAAGUCCAUUAUCGACGGUUCGUGCGCUAUGGUACUGGCGGCCAAGAGUCUCGCGGUCAGUCCGAAGGAUCCGCCGACCUGGCAGCUGUUAGCCAAUCACAGCAAGAGUGUCAGUGAUUCAAUCAAAUCACUAGUAGCGUCGAUCCGUGAUAAGGCGCCUGGUCAGAAAGAAUGUGAUGCCACGAUUGAAAAGUUGUCGGCACGAAUACGCGAACUGGACGCCGCUUCACUGAGCGCAGUUUCACAGGCACUGAUGCCGCGCCGCGAAAAUACCGUUCAGGGAUUCACAGAUCAGAUGGAGAGCAGUGCAAGCGAAUUACGCGAGAAACUAGAGCCGUUACGUACUGCAGCCAAGUAUGAGGCAGAGAAUGUUGGCCACGCUGUUAAUCAGAUCGCCCUUUAUUCGGAACCACUCGUUUCCGGUGCAAUCGGUGCUGCGUCCAAUAUGGUACACUCAAAGCAACAGAUGGUGUUGUUGGAUCAGACGAAGACCGUAGCUGAAUCUGCGUUGCAACUGAUUUAUGUCACCAAGGAAUCCGGCGGCAACCCGAAGGCUGUUGCACUACAUACUGAGGUGGACGAGACCGUCGAAUCCACUAAAGACGCUCUUCAAGAGCUACAGAACACCUUGGAGACUAUAUCGACUUCUGCGGGUAUCGUUACUGGUUUGAUCGACACGAUUUCUCGUGCGAUGGUGAGAUUGGAGGAUCAUCGUAUGUCCACUAUCGAUACUGUAGAUUCUUAUGUGGAUUAUCAGACAAGGAUGGUUGAAGCUGCCAAAGAGAUCGCUCGAUUAGCACAAGAGAUGUCUACCAAAUCAAGCACCGACGUAGCCAGAUUAGGACCUCUAGCAGUUGAUAUAUCACACAAGUACACUCAACUCGCUCGCGACACUUCCGGAGCAUCCGCGGCUGCCUCUAAUGCUGAUGUAUCCGCCAGACUUCGUACCGGCGUUCAAGAACUCGGCCGGGCUUGCGCGGAUAUUGUUCGCGCCGCCGGCACAUGUCAGAUGUCAUCCGGUGACGCGUACGUUCAACGAGAGGUCGCGGAGCAUAGUAAAAUCGUAACUGAGAAGGUAUCGCAGGUAUUAGCCGCAUUACAGGCGGGCUCGCGCGGCACUCAGGCAUGCAUCAAUGCUGCCAGCACAGUUUCUGGCAUUAUUGGCGAUCUCGACACCACCAUCAUGUUCGCCACCGCUGGUACGCUGCAUGCUGAGAACGAGGGUGACACGUUCGCCGAUCAUCGCGAGAACAUAUUGCAAACUGCGAAAGCCCUGGUAGAAGACACGAAGACAUUAGUGGCUGGAGCAGCAUCUUCGCAGGAACAACUAGCUGUCGCAGCACAGAACGCUGUAUCGACAAUUGUUCAGCUUGCCGAGGUUGUCAAAUAUGGUGCAGCCAGUUUGGGCAGUCAGAAUCCAGAGGCCCAAGUGAUGCUAAUCAAUGCCGUGAAGGACGUUGCAUCUGCACUCGGCGAUCUGAUACACGCCACCAAAGCUGCCAGUGGCAAACCCAUCAAUGAUCCCAGUAUGGCGCAUCUAAAAGAUUCCGCCAAGGUAUUAGAACAGCAGCUGCAGCAGCAGUUCGUGCAUCUGAGCGACGUCGGCGGCUCGGAAUCGGAAUGGUUCGUGUCUGAUCAAGAGGAGGAACUAAUUCGUCUGCUAUCCACUUCUGAAAGCUCUCAGCCGACUCAACGGACGUCUGACUUGGUAAUGGUGACCAAUGUAACAUCGUUGCUGAAAACGGUGAAGGCCGUGGAGGACGAACAUACGCGUGGUACAAGAGCGUUGGAGUCCACAAUCGAGGCUAUAGCUCAAGAGAUCCGAGCGCUCAGCAGCUCAGAGACACAGAGGAGCAACGUAACGCCAGAGGAUCUCGUGCGUUGCACGAAGAGCAUCACUAUAUCAACGGCGAAGGCGGUCGCCGCUGGCAACAGCUGCAAGCAGGACGAUAUAAUUGCCGCCGCCAAUAUGGGUAGAAAGUCCAUCAGCGAUAUGCUGACCAUCUGUAAGGGCGCGGCCCACAAUUGCGCCGAGACCACCGAGCUGUGUGAACGUACCCUUCAGGCGGGACACGAUGUCGCGAUCAAUUAUCGGGAAUUGCUUCAAGCCAUCCUGCAGAUAUCGUCGAGAUCCGGUGACAAGCAUAUUUUGCCAGCGAUCUCGCGCAAAAUCGCGCAAAGUGUAACGGAACUGGUGGCGGUAGCGGAGCUGUUGAAAGGCAAUGAUUGGGUCGAUCCUGAUGAUCCUACGGUGAUCGCAGAAAACGAAUUACUCGGGGCAGCUGCCAGUAUCGACGCAGCCGCAAAGAAAUUGGCCAGUUUAAGACCGAGGAGAAGCAUUCAGGAGGCUAACGAAGACAUGAAUUUUGAUGAAAUGAUUCUGGAAGCCGCUAAAUCAAUCGCCGCCGCCACUUCGGCGUUGAUAAAGGCCGCUAGUGCCGCUCAACGAGAACUCAUCGCGACUGGUAAGGUAUCACGCACGCCACUGACCAGUUCUGAUGACGGACAAUGGUCCGAAGGGCUGAUUUCGGCCGCUCGAAUGGUUGCAGCCGCUACUCACAGUCUCGUAGAAUCCGCGAACGCUCUCGUUCAAGGAGUAAGCUCCGAGGAGAAAUUGAUUUCCAGCGCUAAGCAGGUUGCUAGCAGCACGGCGCAACUGUUGGUCGCUUGCAAGGUCAAGGCCGACCCUGACAGCGAGAGCACAAAACGACUACAAGCGGCUGGUAAUGCCGUAAAACGUGCUACCGAUAAUCUCGUACGUGCCGCGCAACAGGCUAUCCAGCAAGAAGAAGACAGGUCGUUAGUCCUGAACCGCCGUAUGGUCGGUGGUAUCGCGCAGGAAAUCGACGCACGCUCGGAGGUUUUGCGAAUUGAACGCGAGCUGGAGGAAGCCCGAGGCAGGCUGACCGCUAUUCGUCUAGCUAAAUAUAAGAAUCGGCCGGAUUUAGCUGACGGGGACGGUGAGGUAGCGGGCGAUCAGAGCGGCUAUCAAAGUUACACCACUCGGUACGAGACGAAGGCGUACGAACCACAAACUUCGCCCAUUCAAACAAUGAAUUAUACUUUGGACCAGUUGCAGUCCACUACGCAGCAUAUUAGUCAAUUUGCCGAUCAACAGAACCUGGUGAGUCCCGAGAAGGUACAUUCGACGCAGAGCACCCUUGAGAGAAAGAUGAAGGACAGUCAGUACAGAUCUACUGUCGAUCAAUAUGGAUCCUUGGACAGAAAAUACAUUGUCGAUAGUUAUCAAGACAAAAGUCCGUACAUUGUUACCGAGAGAAAGAUUAUAACGGACAAUUCACCCGGCCAGUAUAGUUCGAUUGAGCGAAGAAUCAAUCAGGAGAGUUACGCUACGGAUAGAAAACACACGGACGGUAUCGCUUCGUAUCCGCCACCUCAACACAUCUCAUAUACGACGAAAUCCCCGACUCUCAAGACCGUACAGGAACAGAUCGCCGAAGAUCGAAAGUCCCCGCAGGAUCAACCGAAAUAUCCGACUGAUCGAUUUUCAGGCGUCAGUCCAAUGAGUACGUUUCGUUCCGAGAAGCAAGUGGACACUCAACGAUUUAGUAGUGGUAUUCCACAGCAUCAGACAUUUAAAAAUAUUGAGAGUAAGACCAUUCCCGGUCACAAAAUCGAGACCGUCACGACGAAGGUAUAUACGUCCUCACCCGGUAAGAAUAUCAGCAGCUCCAACUAUGAGACUACUGAGGAGACCAAGCAAUUCACAUCCGGCAAUGAUUUGUCGACGUUCAAAGGCAGCGAUAACGUCGAAGAGCGUACAAUGAAACAAUCGAUGCACAAAGUCACGGAGAAAAAGACCGUCACCAUGACGAUGUCGAGUCGACAGGAGUCCUCCAACACGAAGACUUUCCGUUACGAGGACAAACAGUGAAAAACGAAAAUAAGUGGAGCCCUCUGUACGUAAUUAGAAGUGGUAAUAUUGUCCGAAGAUAAUCUUAAGAAAAGCGAUUUGUCUAAAUCGAGCCUAAAAAUGCAAUAUAAAAAUCGCUAAAGUACAGAUAAAAUUAUUUUAAUACAAUAGAUAAUUUUCUUACAAUUGAGAGAGAUUAACGAGCUUUAAAAUCAAGAUUGAAAUGAAAAUAAUGCAAUGGCAGUUUUUCAUAACGAUAAAGAUGAACUUUAACAAGGACCUCGCCAAUUUCGUCGGGAAUCUCUGUUUCUCGUUAAGAGUCUACGUUAAAAUUUAUCGCCUCUUCAACGCUUCGAAACGAGGAAGAAUGCGGCAGAGUUAUUUAUUAGCGAAACGAUAGAAAGUGUCCUUAGAUACAUGUAGUGUAUACUUGUGCUUUCGAUCAGUAGCCUUACGAACAUAUUUAACAUGGAUGUUUCGCGACUAUAAGCCAUGGAUCGUUUUUCGAUAGCCAUAUAACUGGAAUCUUACAAGACGCGAGUUGAUGUAAUAUUAUACAGGAAUUGCUGAUCAAAUACAGGAAAUGCUGAUCGCUUUUAUAUUCGUAUAGUAAGUUUUCCGUUUCUUUUUAUUUUUUUCGCUUAUACAUUUAUUCGGGGAUGUUAGGAGAUAAUUAUGUGCUUGAUUUAAUAUAGAACUAAUUUUAUGUUUACUCAUUUUAUGGUUAAGAACCACUGGAUUAACAAGAGAAGCAACAUAUCAUUUAAUUUUAUUAAUUUUUCCGCUGUCGCAUGAUGUCGAGAUAGGCUCGGCGUGGUGACGCGGCACUGCUAUUAACACUUUCCAUUUUCUCGAUUAACUCUCCCUUUCUGGCGUUUUAUUGCGUCUCUAUUUAUAUUUUGAGAAUCUUCCACAGACUCGCCAAAAAUACUGAUUCUUUAUCCCUUCCCUAACUCUUUUCUUCUAGCGCAGUUCUACGUAUGUUAAUCUGUAGGUGGUAUCUCGUUCUCAAAUUGAAUUUAUUAAUUGAACUUACUAAUGGGUUCAUGUUUUCAAACCCAGUUAAGGCUUCUGCGAGUGAUCGAUUUAGAGCAAUUAGAA
Molecule: messenger RNA, 9858 nt
Organism: Cyphomyrmex costatus
Lineage: Eukaryota; Metazoa; Arthropoda; Insecta; Hymenoptera; Formicidae
Gene: rhea
Product: Talin_middle and talin-RS domain-containing protein rhea
Exons: 13
Coding region: 16-8778 (2920 amino acids)
Biological process (GO): actin cytoskeleton organization; cell-cell adhesion
Cellular component (GO): cytoplasm; cytoskeleton; ruffle
Molecular function (GO): integrin binding; structural constituent of cytoskeleton; actin filament binding
Source: RefSeq, a predicted model, not a curated record